Molecule: messenger RNA, 1354 nt
Organism: Salvia miltiorrhiza (redroot sage)
Lineage: Eukaryota; Viridiplantae; Streptophyta; Magnoliopsida; Lamiales; Lamiaceae
Exons: 4
Coding region: 205-1140 (311 amino acids)
Source: RefSeq, a predicted model, not a curated record
AGAAAUUCUAUCUAAAAUACAAUUUGGAAUGAAUGUUACACGUGUAAAUCUUCUGCGCUUCAUUUUCCAUUUUCCAAAUCAUUUAUCGCCUUAUUUAUCGUCUCACACCCCAGAGUUUACCCCUCUCUUAAGGAAUCGUGAUCUCAAUUUAGGUUUCCAAUUUCCCCAUAAUUCAAAAUUCACUGCUUUCAAUCAAUUCAAACCAUGGGAGGCGGGGCGAUGAGAGCUGCGGCGAAGAUGGCGGGGUUCACCGCCGCUAGCGGCGGGAUCCUCAGUAUUACGGCGGAGCACUAUUCUGCCACCCGGAAGGCCGCCUCAGCCCAUCCGGUGACAGCGGCGUUAGAGGAAAUGAAGCUGGUGACCAAUAAUUCGGAGGCCACCUUGCAGAGGCCGUGUUUGGAAUUGGAAGAAUGGGUGUUCCCUGACGCGGAGGAGGCGGCGGGUGAGCGGAUGCCGAGAGUUGUCUUCGGCGGCGUGCCGACACUUCAGGAAGCCAAGGAGGCCACUUCUGAACUCUCAGCCGCACUUGAAAAGACUUAUCUGUCGGCUCCAAAUUCGGUUGAAAAUGAUGAUUCAGAGACCAAAGCAUGCAUCACUACUCAGCUUGCUGUUUCCCCUUCUGUUCCAGCCCCUGCAAUCACGGCCUUUAAGUUCUUAAAUGAAAGCUCAAUGGCCAAGAAUGUUGUUGCUUCUAUUGCCUGUGAUCAAAAUGUUUGGAAUGCGGUAUUGCAAAAUGAAGAUCUUCAGCAGUUUCUGCAGUCACACACACCACGUGACCCUCAUCGAGACUGGACAGAGCCAGUUGCAGAUUAUGAUGGUGCUGAUCAGAACUCUUCGAUGGGAUCAGAUGCAGACUAUGAUCCCAAAAGCCCCACCGGGUCAUCUAAGCAUUCAGAAUAUGAGUUUGUGGGCGGAUUUGUCGAUAUUAUUCAGAAGAUGAAGAGUAGUGUGGCUGAUAUGGUGAGCAACUUGUCCGGUUACAUGCAGAAUCUAUUCGGAGCGAAGGGUGGCAGUGUGAACUCCGAUAGGACGGCAAGAGUAACUGCAGAUGCUGUCAUGCAAGCAUCAUUCAUGGGAUUGGCUGUAAUGGCCAUACUUGUGAUCUUGCUGAAGCGAACGAGCUUACAAUCGCCUGCAUAAAUUAGUCGAAGAGACAACGUCAUUCAAAAAUCUUGGUUUGAGGGAGUUUGAUCGAUAUCCAGAUGAUGAAUAUAGAUGUUCUAGCUUGAUAGAUGUACUUGCUACUUCUCUUUGGCUCCAGAGUCCUUUUUACAACUGCCUUUUGCACAAUUGUCUAUAUACUGGUGCACCAGGGAUAAUUACUCUUUAUAUUUAUGAAGUGCUUAUUUCAUAA